Molecule: messenger RNA, 2778 nt
Organism: Triticum turgidum subsp. durum (durum wheat)
Lineage: Eukaryota; Viridiplantae; Streptophyta; Magnoliopsida; Poales; Poaceae
Source: the annotation of a GenBank genome assembly
AUGGCCUACUGUUCGGCCAUCUCGUCGGACUGGGCGACGGUGAACCCCGCCUCCGUUUGCUCCAUGUUGAAGCCCGGCAGCUCCGGCUCUUGCUGCUCCGCCUCCUCCAUCUUCAUUGGAGCCAUCUCCUCCUCCUCCUCAUCUUCCCCGGCAGCUCCUCCUCCUACUCCUCCGGCUCCCGUGAGUCCGGAGGCAGCCAGGUACGGGAGCUUGUCGGAGAUCUGGUUCGACGGCCACAAGGACAAGAACGCGACGAACAUGACGUACCACUUUCAUGAGUGGUUUCAGAUCGUGAGGCAGUUGCAGAGCUCUAGCAUCAUCUUCUCCGACGCCGGCCCCGACGUCCGGUGGGUCGGCAACGAGGACGGGUUCGUCGGAACCACGUGCUGGUCGACCGUCAACCGCUCCAUGAUAACGAUCGGGGCGACCGGCAUCGAGAACUAUCUGAACAACGGCGACCCGUGGGGGACGGAGUGGGUGCCGCCGGAGUGCGACGUGACGAUCCGUCCUGGCUGGUUCUGGCACAAGAACGAGACGGCCAAGACGCUGAGCCAGCUGCUCGAUAUAUACUACACCUCGAUGUUCACCCUCAAAAAAUAUCUCAAAGAUGUCUUGGGUGUUCGGGUGCUCCCCCUGAAUCUCUCCAAAGGAGAUGUGAGCAUAACGCUCACCAGCCACCAAAGGAUGUGUGCAUGGCAAAUAACGGGACAGUCGGUGGUUCAUAUUGCUGAUUGUCCACGGAUGUACUCCAUAAGUCCAUAUAGCAUGCGAAGAUUGUCAAAAGCAGCCGCCGCCUCCUCCGGCAAGAAGGAGAAGAAGGAGAAGAAGGACAAGAAGCGGAAGACCAAGGAGCCGGCCUCCUCCGACGAGGAGGGCCGGAGCAGCACCAGCUCCGACUCGGACCGGGCGCCCUCCGCCAAGAAGGCUAAGAAGGAGAAGAAGGACAAAAAGGCCAAGGCCGAGCCGGCCGAGGAGCCGGCCAACGACGACGGGGAGCUCACCGCCAGCGGCGAGGAGGAGGAGCCCGCCGACCCCAACGCGCUCGCCAACUUCCGGAUUUCCGACAAGCUCAAGGACAAGCUCAAGUCCAAGGGCAUCAACGCGCUCUUCCCCAUCCAGGCCACCACCUUCGCCCUCGUCCUCGAUGGCAACGACCUCGUCGGCCGCGCGCGCACCGGACAGGGCAAAACGCUGGCUUUUGUUCUACCCAUAUUGGAAUCAUUGGUUAAUGGGCCACACAAGGCAACGAGAAGGACUGAUUACGGAAGGCCUCCAAGUGUUUUGGUUCUGCUACCAACCAGAGAGCUGGCCAAUCAGGUGCAUGCAGACUUCGAGUUUUAUGGUGGAACGUUUGGGCUUUCUACAUGCUGUGCUUAUGGAGGUUCCCCCUACCGUCCUCAAGAGAAUGCACUGAGACAGGGGGUCGACAUUGUUGUUGGGACUCCUGGCCGUGUCAAGGAUCUUAUUGAAAAGCAAAAACUAAACUUGAGGUGCUUGAAAUUCCGUGUCCUUGAUGAGGCUGAUGAAAUGCUUAACAUGGGGUUUAAGGACGAUGUCGAGCUUAUUCUUGGCAAGGUUGAAGAUGUUACAAAAGUACAGACACUUCUUUUCAGUGCUACUCUACCGGAGUGGGUAAAAAAGCUCUCAAUGAGCUUUCUGAAAGCUGACAGGAAGACAGUUGAUCUUGUUGGCAACGAGAAAAUGAAAGCUAGUGCGUCUGUUAAGCAUCUUGCUCUUCCUUGCAACAAGGCUGCAAGGUCACAGAUUAUUCCAGACAUCAUAAAAUGCUACAGCCAUGGAGGGCGGACCAUUAUUUUCACCGAGACAAAAGAAUCUGCAUCUGAGCUCUCUAGUUUGAUUCCUGGAUCCCGUGCCCUGCAUGGAGAUAUCGCACAAGCUCAACGUGAGGUCGUCAUUGCUGGAUUUAGGAGUGGGAAGUUCCUCGUUUUAGUUGCUACAAAUGUGGCAGCAAGAGGCCUUGACAUUAAUGAUGUGCAGCUUAUCAUUCAGUGUGAACCUCCACGCGAUGUUGAAGCCUACAUACAUCGGUCAGGUCGGACAGGGAGGGCUGGCAAUACUGGCAUUGCAGUCAUGCUUUUUGAGCCCAGAUAUAAAUUCGGUGUGACCAGAAUAGAGAGGGAAUCUGGGGUGAAGUUUGAACAUAUAUCUGCACCGCAGCCUACUGACGUGGCACAAUCUGCUGGCAAUGAAGCAGCAGAGGCCAUUGCAAGUGUGUCUGACAGUGUUAUUCCUGUUUUCCGGCAACAAGCAGAGGAGCUGCUAAGCAACUCCAGCAUGUCUGCAGUGGAUCUACUAGCCAAAGCACUUGCAAAGGCAGUAGGCUACACUGACAUAAAGAAGAGAUCUUUGCUUUCAUCUAUGGAGAACCAUACUACACUACACCUUCAAACUGGCCGACCGUUGUACACACCAUCGUUUGUUAUUAGUACAUUGAAAAGGUUCAUGCCAGAAGAUAGACUCUCAAGUUUACAUGGUAUAACCCUGACCACUGAUGGGACAAGUGCUGUAUUUGAUGUUCCUUCAGCAGAGGUUCAAGACUACAUUCAAGGCGCGGAGAACGUGGCCGGGGUGACAAUUGAUGAAGUGAAGCAACUGCCAGCCUUGCAAGAGAGGGAGCAGUCAAAGGGUAACUUCGGCGGGUCGAGGUUUGGCGGCCGUGGAGGCGGUGGAAGGAGGUUCGGUGGUGGCGGAGGUGGACGAUUCGGUGGUGGCGGAAGAGGCAGGGGAGGCGGCGGUGGCAGGUUUAACAGGAGGUGA